CUCCACUCUAAAGCACGAAAUCAACACGUCCACGUAACGAUCAUAUAUUCAUGCAGUGAUAUAGUCGUUUAACAGAAAGAUCACUCCGUCAAUCUUUCCACCACUGUGACUAAAUCUAAACAAUUUCAUGGCGAGUCUCUGUCUCUCAUCGUCCCGGAUCGUUUCUCUUCACCACCAGAAACCAUUCCUCUCUCUUAAACUCCGGUCUCGUCCUUCAGAUCUCUCCGGUCUAGGUCGCCACACGAGUCCUGUUUGCUUCAAUCCGCUUAGGUUAUCGGGUGAUCGUCAGCGAACCGCUACGGUAUCAACGAGGGUGGAGAAGCGGCGAAAGAGAGGAUCGAGUGUGGUCUGUUAUGCUGCUCCGAUUUCUGCCAAUAGUCUACAAUGGAUCUCCACCAUUUCUUGCCUUGCAUUGAUGCUUGCAAGGGGUACUGGUAUACAUAAGUCAGUUGUUGUUCCACUAUUCGCUCUCCACGCACCAUCGAGCAUCGUCGCCUGGAUUAAGGGAGAGUAUGGUGUAUGGGCAGCAUUCUUGGCGCUUAUUGCUCGACUUUUCUUCACUUUUCCAGGUGAACUUGAGCUUCCAUUCAUCGCAUUACUCUUGGUGAUUGUGGCGCCAUAUCAAGUCAUGAACAUAAGAGGGAAGCAAGAAGGGGCAAUCAUAGCAAUAGCAAUAUCUGGUUUUCUGGCUUUCCAACAUUUCUCACGAGCAGGGAGCUUGGAGAAAGCAUAUGAGAAGGGUUCAGUUCUUGCCACUGUAGCCAUUAUUGGUGUCACAGUUGUAUCGCUCCUUUUGUUGCUAUAACUAUAUGCUCCUGACCAAAAAUGUUAAUCAGUGUAAGAAUGUGUGUGAAGGAAAAAAAAGAAAGAUGUGCUUGCAUUUAUCCGCUCUUUAAGAAAUGCUGGUACAUUUUUGGCAACUAUUCGCUGGCAAUAAAAAUGAUCUUUCAUGUACAAACGUAAAAACAAUACACAUUUAAAAUCUUUGGUCGACAUGGGAUUGGGAUAUUUAAAAGCUGAC
Arabidopsis thaliana (thale cress) is the source of this 1021-nucleotide messenger RNA. RefSeq names its product COLD REGULATED 314 INNER MEMBRANE 1 (gene COR413IM1). The transcript is spliced from 6 exons. Bases 128 to 805 code for a protein of 225 amino acids. Gene Ontology annotation, cellular component: membrane; chloroplast inner membrane. NCBI's taxonomy places the organism in Eukaryota, Viridiplantae, Streptophyta, Magnoliopsida, Brassicales, Brassicaceae. The record is from RefSeq and is marked reviewed.